Molecule: messenger RNA, 1983 nt
Organism: Bathycoccus prasinos
Lineage: Eukaryota; Viridiplantae; Chlorophyta; Mamiellophyceae; Mamiellales; Bathycoccaceae
Product: MATE efflux family protein
Exons: 1
Coding region: 1-1983 (660 amino acids)
Biological process (GO): transmembrane transport
Cellular component (GO): plasma membrane
Molecular function (GO): antiporter activity; xenobiotic transmembrane transporter activity
Source: RefSeq, a predicted model, not a curated record
AUGCACAUUUCUUUGCACGAUAAAUUCGUCAUUAUCUUCGCCUAUUCAAUCGCUUUUGUCGCGUGCACACAGCAAGGAAAAGAGGAAAAAAAGAAUAAAUAUAUCACGCGCUUCUACUUAAGCGCUUUGAUGAUGCCAACCACCACCGCGAUGUACAGUCAUUCCAGAACAAUUACGAUGAUCAUCGCGAGUAGUAGCAGUAGUAGUAGUCAUAGUAGUCUCAAAAGUCGCGAGGUGAAUCGUCGUCGUCUCAAAAGUCGCGCGUGUUUUGGAAACAUCGAUGCGAUAACGAACUCGGAUUUGGACUUCUUCGCCGCUCGGCGGAGGAAUACGACUACGACUCCUACGACUCCUAUGACUCAAAUGAGAAGCAGAGCGAGAAAAUCAUUGCCAAUGGUUUUAACGCGAAGUACAUCGAGAGAUGAAGACGAACCGCCGUAUUUUGAUCGACCAACGGCGUUUCCUAAAACGGAGAAUUCAGGCGACGUGGCUUUCGGUGGCGAAGGAUCUUCGUCGGACAGCGCGUCGUCGUCGACCUCGAGUUUAGGCGGCGAAAUGGAAAGAACGUUCGUGGGCGUGCCGAUGACUCGCGUGACCAUGGUAUUGUCCAACGCUUUACCGGUCAUGGGUGGGAUGGUUUCUCAAAACGUCUUGAACUUGGUGGACGCGGCUAUGAUUGCUCGACUCGGCACCGUCGCCGUGGCGGCGGUCGGGUUAGGAUCGACCGCGAAUUUUCAGUGUCAAGCGUUGCUGCAAGGCGUUUCCAGUGCAGUGCAAGCGAUUGCGGCGAGAAGUUACGGGAAGUCUAUGACGGAUGUGGCGUUCGCGGAGAAGAAGGAAAUCGCGAGACCGUUGAACGCGGCGAUUGUUAUCGUAUUGUUCUUUGGGUUUCCUUUGGCGUGGUGGUGUUAUCACAACUGCGCGUGGUUCGUGCCGACGUAUUACGCCAGUCGAGAUGCGGCCGUGGCGUCGGCAACGGUGCCGUAUUUACGAGCGCGGUUACUCGCCGUACCUGCGGUUGGGAUUAACUUUGCGUUUAGAGGAUUUUGGAACGCCAUUCAGCAACCGCAGGUGUACAUGAAUACGUUGGUCGUGAUGCACAUAACAAAUAUCACGGUAUCGUUUAUGCUCAUCUGGGGGGUACCUGCACUUGGAGUACCGAAAUUGGGAGUCGCUGGUGCUGGAUUAGGGACCGCGUUUAGCGUCUGGGUUGGAACGGCGAUGUACAUUUAUCAAGGCUUCAAAAGAGCGAAAAAAUAUGGGUUUGGGUUUUCCUUGCGAAGGAGAGAAGGCGGCGCAGAAUUGGACGAGGAGUUUAGUUCGUUCCCGACGAAAGAAGAAAUCAUGCUGUUGAUUAAACAAGCGCUGCCGACAGGAAUUACUAACGUUUUAUACGCCUCGGCGAUGGUGUUCAUGUACGCGAUUGUUGGCGCCAUAAGCACCACGUCCGUGGCGGCGGUGAACGUGUUGAUUAACCUCAUGUUGGUUUUAGUUUUGCCGUGCAUGGGUAUGGGGUUAGCCGCUGGUGCGUUGUCUGGACGGGCUUUAGGCGCAGGCGACGUGGAGGAUGCGAAGCAAUGGCCGUGGGAUGUAUCUAAAAUCACCGCGGCGGGCAUGUCUAUCUUUGGUUUACUCAUCGCGCUCUUCCCUCAACCGAUUUUGUCCGUCUUUUUAACCGACCCGGAAGCUAUCCGAGUCGCGACGAUGCCGCUACGACUGACUGGUUUGACCGCGUGCGGUGAUGCGGUAUCGUUGACCAUGCAAAACGCGUUGUUAGGUGUUGGCGACGUGAAAACCGUCGCUUUAGUUUCUAUCCUCGCCCAAUGGGCGGUGUUUUUACCCAUUGCCUGGUUUAGCGUACACAAGCUCAACCAAGGCUUGUUUUGCGUCUGGGCGAUUUACGUCUUGUACAGAGUUGGCGUCGGGAUGGUGUACGCGUGGUUGUGGAAGCGAGGGAAAUGGUUAGACGCUUUGAAUGUUUAG